Molecule: messenger RNA, 3637 nt
Organism: Penaeus vannamei (Pacific white shrimp)
Lineage: Eukaryota; Metazoa; Arthropoda; Malacostraca; Decapoda; Penaeidae
Product: hypoxia-inducible factor 1-alpha inhibitor
Biological process (GO): negative regulation of Notch signaling pathway
Cellular component (GO): nucleus; cytoplasm
Molecular function (GO): ankyrin repeat binding; peptidyl-histidine dioxygenase activity; [protein]-asparagine 3-dioxygenase activity
Source: RefSeq, a predicted model, not a curated record
GGUUUUAGGCCCGCGGUCGCCAUGACAGAACCACAACAAUGAACGGUUCCGCCUCAGGAUGGGAGAAACGCCAAUUGAAUAAAUAUUUUUUCAACACAGAACCCAUUCCGCGGUUGUCAUGCCACGACCCCCUGGCAGAGGAACUUAUUGCCCAGGAGAAACCUGUGGUCCUAACAGAUACAAAGCUUUGUGAUUCAGCCUUGAAAUGGGACCUGGAUUACCUAGCAGAGAACAUGGGUAGUGAGAAAUACAUGGUGUUUGUAUCAAAAGACAACAAAUUUAAAUAUUACGAUGAGGCGAAGAUUCGACAGUACAGCAGUAACUUCAUCCCACCCACACGGAGAGUUGACAUGUCUUUCCCUGAAUUUGUAAGGAAGCUGAAAGAAUGGAAAGAAGGAGAUGAGAGAAUAUAUCUUCAGCAAGGCUUGAAUAAUACUGUUGGCCAAGCUAUUGUCAUGGACUUCCUGCAGUUCAACUGGGAGUGGCUUAACGUCCUGCAGAAGAAAAAUAAUUGGGGACCACUUACCUCAAACCUAUUAUUAGUGGGCAUGGAAAGUAAUAUUACACCUGUUCAUUAUGAUGAGCAACAGAACUUCUUUUGCCAAUUGGUCGGCUACAAGAGGUGUAUUUUGUUUGCUCCUGAGUACUAUGAUCGCCUCUAUCCGUAUCCUGUGUAUCAUCCCCAUGACCGCCAGUCUCAGGUAGAUUUUGAAAACCCAGACUUUGAGAGAUUCCCAGGGAUGACGCACCUGGAAGGCGUCGAAACCGUCUUGGGUCCCGGCGAAGUGCUUCAUAUUCCCAUGUACUGGUGGCACCAGAUUGAGAGCCUCCCAAAUCGUGGCCAUACUGUGUCUGUCAAUUUCUGGUAUAAGGGAGGCCCAACAGAGAAGGUUGAGCAUCCCCUGAAGCCUCAGCAGAAACUGGCUGUGAUGCGCAACAUAGAGAAAAUGUUACUAGAAGCCCUAAAGGACCCUGCAGAAGUGGGACCCCUCCUGCGAGCCCUUGUGAUUGGGAGAUACACUGGCCAGGUGGCAGAAGGGCAGGAAGGGAAACUGUGAUUGGGACUGACCAGGUCAUUGUUUUAUAUUUAGGAUGUAUCUUGGUACCUGUUACAAGCACGUGGAGUUCCUAAUGAUGGAAGAGAUAACAUCAGAGUUCAUGGCGAGAGGAGGUGAAGUGGCCCAGAUUCCUAAUGUGUUCAGUGCACAUGUCAUGCUGUCUGUGAUGUUUCCAGAGAAUUGUGCUUUAAAGUCAUUUAUGUCUGUGGUGGAAUGAUAAGAUACAGUUUUCAUUUUCAUCUGUUUUGUUUCCUUUUGUAAAUGUCUUUAUUUGCAUGGGUUUCUUCAUUAUAAUGAGGUAAAAGGUAUAUUGAAUUUAAGCAUUCAUAAGCUGUUUUUUCUCUAUGUUAUUUUUGUUUUCACUCUUUUCUAAUAUUUAGAUUUUUUAUUUACUUUUAAAGUCAAUACUUUGCUGUAAUGCAAUUGUUGUCAGCAAAAUAAACUAGUAGUGUAAGGAUUUAGAACAAAAUGUUUCUGGCAGAAUAUGAGGGAUUAAGUUUGAGAGAUCAAAGGUAAAACCCAAUAAAAGCAUUACAGAAAAAUAGAAUCCUUCAGUAAGUAUAUUGGGUUUUAUUGGUGCUAUGUAAGGUUAGAAAUGGGUGACCAUUGAUAAAAUAAUUGCAAUGUAUGCUGACAGUACACUGGAGAUUUAGGCUUUUCUUGAGGGAUAGGGUAUAGCAGUUGUUUUUCCAUAGUUUGUCUCCAAUGAUUUGAUAUAUUAAAUAUCACACUCAAUAUCUGUAUAUUUUAAUGUAAAUCUAGUAGCUCAUUUCCUGUAAUAAUGAUGAAUUCUCACACCAUUGAAGUAACAUCUGUAUUGAGACUCAUACAUAACAAGUGUUCAUUUGGGAAUAAAAAAAGAAAUAUUACCUAUUUACAGUAAGAAAUAGCAAUAGAUUUAAUCUGACAAAUUCAAAACUUACUUAUUAGGUGUUCUUCCUGUUUAUUAUGCAUGAAGAUAUCUGAUAUCUUAAAAGAGUCUAUAUAUCCUUUUUUGUCUUCCUCAAUUACUAAUGAAAUUGCAGUUGAACUUCGAGCUAUGCCUUAGUGUAGACUCUUGUAAUAUUUGUUUUGCAUUUGUCAUGUGUCUUCAGUAUAUUAGUAGAAAGAGAAGCAUGGUUGCAUUGUUUGUGUUGGUGACUGACUGGUGUUUUGGCCUGUGUAAUGCCUCAUUAAGGGGGAAAGUGUAGGCUUUGACAUAUGAAGAGGCACAAGACUUGGAGUGGGAAGUUGUAACUGUAAUAAAAAAAAAAAAGAAAUUUAGAAGAGAGGUUAUGAGAAAAUGUUGAAAAAAUCUCAUAAUCCUUGUUUAUGUUUCUUAAGCCCUUUGGAGCAUAUUUGGUACUGUAAAAGCAAAAUAUGAUAAAAAUCAUAUACAGUACAAAUUGCAUACAAUACAAAAGCAUAUAUAUAAUAGAGCAGUGACUACUACCCUUCCUUCUAAAGAAAGAUAAGAGCAAAUGCAAUUAUGAUGUUGCUUAAGUCUUUAGUGUGCAAUAUUGUUUUUCCAUGGAUGUGAGCUUGAUAUUCUUACAUUCAUUAUUUUAAAGCUGGGAUGCAUUGUUCAGUAGAACAGUGUAGGUAGUAUCCCAAGUAUGCAAAUUAUUUAAAAAAGAAUGAUGAUACGUAGGCUCAUAUUUGACACUAGAAUAUAAUCAGCAAACUUUUCAAUAGUCUAGUAAAUUCAGCUAUUUGUUAACUGAAAAAGAUUGAUAAUUGAUUAAUUAGUCUUAUAUGAAUGUUCUAAGAAAUGAAAGAAGUAAGAUGUCUGUCACCUUAGUAAUUUCAUGUGAGAAUAUGAUGAUGAAAAGGUGAUUUUGUAGACAGUUCAAUGUAUUUCAAUAAUACACUUUGUAAUGUUUCAACUUGACUUCUCAGAUGUGGCUAAUGGCCUUAGCUUUUGAUGUAGCAGAAUUGUGAAAACACAGUUAACAUUAAGAUAUCAAAAUGAUUUUUGACCUGUGGGAUCAAUGCAUUAAUAACACUAGUAUUCUUUAAUUGUAAUUUAAUAAAAAUGACAAUUAGAUUAUCUAGCAUUGCUUGAUUCAAUGCAAGAAUCAAGUUUAAGGAAUACUAUGCCAUAAUUAUAGUAUUUCAAUAUUUGCUACAACCUAUUUAAUUUUUCACAGGAAUUGAUUAUUUUCACCAUGUGAAUAAUGAAAUUGACGCAGCCAAGUGCAGGAUGAGUACUGAAAUACUUGUAUGAGCAUUUGUAUGCCUAGCUUCAACUUGCAUUGCCUUAGCAACAUUAUUAUUUAAUUUUAGUAAGCUCUUUCAACAGCCUUUCUCGAGACUUUGACCAGAAGCAUAUUCAAAAGAUGCAGCCUAAUCAUCAUCAUCAAGACACUUUUUUAUGUAUAUUACUUUGAAAGACAACCAGGAUGCUACAGAAUUAAUGUAGGUUCACUGAAAACCAAAUGAUAAUUUUAUGAUCAACUGCCAUCUGAGGACCUUUGGGAAGACGAUGAAAUCCAUGUGAAUUUCAGAGCUGUUGCAUUUUUCAAUAUACUUGUGUGUGUUUGUUCUGUCUGUCUGUCUGUAUGUAUGUGUGUGUUUGUGUCUGUCUGUCUGUCUGUCUA